Naumovozyma dairenensis CBS 421 is the source of this 633-nucleotide messenger RNA. RefSeq names its product Mdy2p (gene MDY2). Gene Ontology annotation, molecular function: protein binding. The record is from RefSeq and is a predicted model, not a curated record. The transcript has a single exon. Bases 1 to 633 code for a protein of 210 amino acids. Lineage: Eukaryota; Fungi; Ascomycota; Saccharomycetes; Saccharomycetales; Saccharomycetaceae.
AUGUCUUCUGCAGAACAAGAAUUUGUGUCUAAAUUCCUCACACUUACCAACCUCUCGGAAUCGUUGUUACCUGGUAACUACCAAAAGCCUUUGCAAGAAAUUGUUUCGUUGGGUGUCCCAUUACCAGCUUUGAAGUACAAAUAUGAUCCAAAAAGAUUUAAUAAUGCUCUGAAUAAAGAGAACCACGGUGCUCUUUCCACCUCCCCCGUAACUCUAACUUUGAAAAGUAUUAGACCUCCGAAAUUUUUAUUAAGCAAAGAAUUCAACACGAAUGAUACAAUUCAUCAGGUCAAGCAGUUUAUUAUUGGUAAAACUGAUAUUGGCAACGAAGGUGAAUUAAAACUAUUACAAAAAGGGAAAGUUUUGCAUGAUGGCAUGCUCUUAUUAGAUUUAGGCACGAAUAAUGCGGUUAUUAAUGUUCUGGUUUCAAGACAAUCACCAUCAUCUAUAUCUAUUGGGACACCUGUCGGGAAAAUUCCUAUAGAAAGAAAAUCUUUAGAUAAUGAAAAGCCUCAGGAGGUCUCUGUCCCCUGGGAGGAUAUCAGAACACUGUUAAAAGCGAAGUUUAAUAGCGAUGUAGAUGCCGAUGAAGUUCUUGCAAGAUUGAAGAAAGGGUGGGAUAUGGCGAAAUGA